This is a messenger RNA of Dracunculus medinensis (Guinea worm), 558 nucleotides long. NCBI's taxonomy places the organism in Eukaryota, Metazoa, Nematoda, Chromadorea, Rhabditida, Dracunculidae. The record is from the annotation of a GenBank genome assembly.
AUGCCUAUGACCACUUACGUAAUACAUUUUAUGGAUUGUCCUGGUGGAUACUGUUUGUCUCACCAUGUUUGUGUAGAACGUAAAUGUGAAUUGGAUCCAUUGGCACCUCUUGACAUUUUCCUUAAUCGCUAUAUUCCAUCUACUUCUUCUCCAAUUACAUGUUCUGCUGAAUGGACAAAAAAUGAUAAAUUGAAUGCAUGCUAUAUUGUUAGAUAUGGUUCAUACGAUUACCAGAGAGGAAACGAACAUUGCAUUUCUCUAGGUGGACAUCUUGCUUCAGUUCAUUCAUCUGAAGAAAUGUACUUCAUAAACAGUAUUGCUGGUGGCACCACUUACUGGAUUGGAUUUCAUAAUGAUGGAAGUCAAAGAUGGGAUGAUAGUACAGUGGUGAACUACACGAAUUAUCGCAGAACUCAGCCAGAUCAAUGUUGUCCUAGAGCAGCUGCUUUUUGCACACUCGUGAAUUUUAUUGGUCACAAUGGUCAAUGGGACGAUGCAGGCUGCGACAGACUUUGGGUUCAUCAGAUAAAUAUUGUCUGUAAAAAGUUUUUGGCUUGA